Molecule: messenger RNA, 792 nt
Organism: Penicillium canariense
Lineage: Eukaryota; Fungi; Ascomycota; Eurotiomycetes; Eurotiales; Aspergillaceae
Product: fungal specific transcription factor domain-containing protein
Exons: 1
Coding region: 1-792 (263 amino acids)
Source: RefSeq, a predicted model, not a curated record
AUGAUGGUCAAUUACCCUGCCAAUGCAGACGACGAAGAGUUCAUAGUAGGGGGGAGCUUCGCGGAUUCAACAAGCGAUGCCCAACCAACUUCGAUGGCAUUCUUUCUCCACCGUAUCAAGCUCGCUCAACUCUGUCGCGAAUCUAUGGACCGCCUACAAUCCGUGAAAAAAUGUCCACUCCAGACUGUUUACCAGCUCGUCCUCGGUAUCAGUGAAAGGUACAUGUCAUUCCUAAACGAGCUCCCAUGGUUCCUCCGCCUGGACGAAGAGACUCCGACAAAGCAUGCAGAAUUAGCCACGCAACGACCCUAUAUUACGCGCCAGCGUGCCGUGCUUCUGUACGGAUUGUAUUCGCGCCUGGGUCGUCUGCACCGGCCGUUCGUUUCCCGUGGAUUCACAGAUCCUCAUUACGCAACCUCGCAUCAGAUUGGCAUCGAGUGUGCAGAGAAGCUUCUGCAGAUCCGUCGAAUGACGGCCGUGGGCAAUAUUUGCGCUUUCGGCGGGUCGCACAGUGUGGAUCAACAUUCCUUCAAUGCCAUGCUUCUCCUCACGAUAGACGUCAUGGCGCGUCCCCAACUAGAGAUUUCACACCGUCGAAGACGUGAUAUCAUUGAAAUGUGUCAUCUUCUCAGAGAUGAUCACAUGCGGGUGGGUCGGCCCAGGGAUGGAAUCAGCCGAGCAGUUGGGCUCUUGCUGGAGAUUGUGCAAAGUCCUCACAAAAUGAAACCUCUGGGUCCUUUUCAAGACCGGCCCACGUCAUCAGUUGUGAGAAUAUCCCUGAGUUGCCUGUAG